ACUUCCGGGUUGGCCUACAAAAAUACGUCAUAAGUGCGGCACUCAAUGGCGUGCAUGCGCGAGUUCCGAUUGACUUUAACAACAACGAACAUGUAACGGUGAAAAAAUACAGCAUCUACCGUGAUGUAUGUGACCACCUUCCUGCGGUAUAUGAGGUUUGGUGGUGGAUUUUCUCUUCAGAUUGUUCAGAGGAGGAAUCUCUCUGGAGCAGAUGCCAUAAAUGCUCUGCGACCAUUUUACUUUGCUGUGCACCCUGAUUUGUUUGGCCAGCAUCCAAGAGAGAGAGAAGUGAACGAAAACUCCCUCAAAAGGCUAAAUGGUUAUCUGGAAAAUCUUCAGAAGCCCGGGGUGAGGUCUCCCAAACCCACGCACCUCACUUUUUAUGUUAGGGACACAAAGGAAAGAACAGAAUCCAAUGACAGUUUGCAAGUCUCAGGAUUUCGGAUAGUGAGCUUCACCCUUCAGUCUAAGGAUGUUUUAAACACGGUGCUGGACGUUCUGAAGUCCUGUAGUCUCUCCGUCGAGCAUAUCCAAGAGCUGCUUAAGACUGAGACUAAACCGAGCUCAACACAACAGCCUGAAACAUCUUUCUAUCGGCCCAUCAAAUGGGACAAGACUUACUACACUUUCACAGGCUUCAGAGAUCCAGAGCAGGAGUUAGAACAAGCCAACAAAGUGGAGCCAACACUCAGUUUAUGGCUGAAGAACAAUGAGCCAGAGGCCACAAAGAAACAAAACGCCAGCGUGCCACACCGUGAGGAGCUAAAGAGACUUAAAAGAGAACUGAUCCAUAAACUUGGCCUGCUGGACAUCAGAUGGCAGCGCAAAUGGGGAGUUGCGCACAAAUGCUGUCAGCUUCAGAGUCUAAGUCGUCUUUCCACGCAGAGCCCUGAAGCCCUGCACAACCUGAGAGGACACAUAAUAGUUUUUACUGACCAAUCAGGAAUGAACGCCUCAGGUCAUGUGAUGUUAGGAACAACAGACGUCCACCAUCAGUGGGCAAAGCUCUUUGAAAGAUUACCCAGUUACCACAGUCUGUUACAGCAGUCGGAUUGGUUGAAGGAGCGCAUCAGUCACCUGUUGGGUGGGAUUCUGGUGAUACACAUCGAGCGGUUGGGACCAGCUUUGCCCCUGGAGGAACACUACAGCACCCUUAACACCUUUCACAAGAGACUAUUGCCCAAACGCCUCUCCCUGCAUCCACGCAGCCUGCAGGGCCUCACCAUGACUCUGGAGAAUGACCGCUCCACCCCCUGCCUCCAUGAGAUGGGGCACUUCAUCAUCCCCACCAUGUGUGACAUCUUACAGCUGCAGAACUUCCUUCAGAGUCAGGCACAGGAGGCUCGCAGGCGCACCAGACUCAAAAACCUGUUGGAGGCUGAGGAAGAGGACAUCAUAUCAAGCUGUCUCCAGGAUCUGUCUCUGCGCAGUCUUUCGAAAGAGCCCAGCGUGUCGAGCAAUCAGAUGAUUCCCUGCUGCAGGCGUCUGAUGGAGGAAAAAUCUCCUCAGAUGCAAGGUCUUCAUCUCUGCGUUUCACACUUUUAUUCUGUUAUGCAGGACGGCGAUCUGUGUAUACCCUGGGACUGGAAGGGCUAAAAACAAACUGGAUCAGUUUGGAUUAAGUGUUACUGAUAGGUUUUUUACAAUAGUGUCGUAACCUGUGUCUCUCAGGCCAGUGUAGAGUUUUGAGAUUUUGGAAACCGUAUAGGUGAUUAUUAAUGCACUUUGGUCCUAAAAUACUAGCACAUAUAUUUUUGUGCUAAAUUAAAAAUGGUUCCCAGUGAAGUCAUAAUAUAGCUUGGUACGAAAAGGGAGUUGUGCACUGCCAACCUUAUGCAUACAUGUAUUCAACAGAAACACUAAUAAUGCUGAGUCAUUUCUGUUUUAAAGCGUAAAACCAAUAAGCAUGAUCAUUUUUUAAACCUUUUUUUUUUUUUGUGGUAGUUUACCAUGCUGUGUUGAGGCUUUUUAAUAUUGAACAUUAUUUGUUUGGUUCAAGUUUUCAAAGUGGUGCUGGAUUGGUACUCUACAUAAAUAAAAAGUUUAUCAGGUUUUUAUCAAUGGCACAGCUGAAGUUCAAAAAGCAAGUAUUCAAAAAAGCUGAAUAUCUUAAAGGGUAUCAUUGUUGUAAUGUAAUGAUGGGUGUCUAUAUAUUCAGGAAUGGUAUAUGUUCUCUUCAGAUAUAGUAUACUGUAUGUACAUUAUCAAUCUUAAAUGCUUUGAGGUGAAGAUUGCCAUGUAUUUAUGUUGUUUUCCUGCUGUUGUAAUUCAGAGUUUAUAAUAUGGGUGUAUGUUUGAUUUAUGUUAAACUGUGCGACCACAAUGUUUAAACAAGUAUUGACGGUCAUUAUUUCUACUCUCAUUUUUAUUCACAUAUUUGAUUUACAAAGUUUUUGUUACGACAGUAUCAUAACUUUUCCUUUGUAACAAUUAUGAAUGAAUUGAAUGUUGAAUUGCAUCAUGUAUAAAUAAACUAAUACAAUUGUA
Messenger RNA from Paramisgurnus dabryanus, 2487 nucleotides. RefSeq names its product T cell activation inhibitor, mitochondrial (gene tcaim). Lineage: Eukaryota; Metazoa; Chordata; Actinopteri; Cypriniformes; Cobitidae. Gene Ontology annotation, cellular component: mitochondrion. The record is from RefSeq and is a predicted model, not a curated record.